AUGAGCUUUGCAACAGUUUGUGUAGAGAUUGAUAUAGACUUUGAUUACCCCACUGAAAUUUCAGUAGUUAUUGAUGGAAAUGAGGCUUUGAAGGUUCCCGUGGAGUAUACUUGGAAGCCACCCAAAUGCCAGACCUGUAAAAUCUUUGGACAUUCUGAGUCCAAAUGCCUCCAUGCCAUUCAUAUCAAUGCUGAGGUGAAGAAGAAGGCUCAAGAGGUUAAUCCUCAGAAAUCUGAGUGGGUUGUAAAAGGUUCUAGACAGGAUAAAAAGGGAACUCACAGCAAGACUCAAGAUAUUGUUCAACAAGUUGAUGUUAUGGAGGAGGAGGUGUCCAUUCCUGUGGUUAUGAAGGACUCUAUCAUGGAUGGUGUUUCAGGCAAUGGUGAGACUCAAGUUAAACAGACUUCAAAUAAUGAAGAAAGAAGACUUGUUGCUACUCCUACCCUUUUGAGUAAUCCAGUAAACACUCUUGGACCUUCUGUUAUUUCCAUUAAAAAUUCUUUUGAAGCUCUUCAAGAUGUCUUUAGAGAUAUGGAGGAUGAUCCUGGACCCUCUGAUAACCAAUCUAGUUUGGAGAAUUGUGAUCCUAAUAUUACUGGAGAAGGUACUUCUGGUUCCUUUCUGAUUGGUGGUAAUAGUGCUAGAAUGCACUUUCAAAAGAUAUCUCAUAAUAAUUCAGGAAAUUUACAUCAAAAAGGAACAGAUUUAAAGAAAUCUGCAAGGGGAAUUGUUGAGACUCAUGUUCAGAGUCAUAAUAAAGAUAGAAUAAGAAGGUCUAUUAGGUCUUCAUGGAAGUUUGUUGAUAAUUAUGAUAAGGAUGCUUCUGGUAGAAUUCGGUUAGGUUGGGAUUCUGAAGAGGUUAAUUUAAAUUUGGUUUUUUCUUCUGCUCAAGUGAUGUUUGCUGAGGUUACUACUAGAAGACAGUUAAGUUUUUUGAUCGGUGUUGUUUAUAGUAGUAAUGAUGCUAUGAUUAGGCAACAACUAUGGUAUGAUAUUCAGAAUUUUUCUGCUAGUUUUGGCAGACCUUUAGCCCUCUUUAGUGACUUUAACUCUAUGUUAUUUCCAAAUGAGAAGAUUGGUGAUUCAAAUUCUGAGUUCCUAGAAGCUGGUAUUUCAGAUCAUUCCCCUAUUAUAACCACUAUUUUUGAGAAUAGAGCUCAUGGUCCUCCACCAUUCAAGUUUUUUAAUUUUAUGACUGAGGAAGCUGAGUUUAAGGAGAUUGUUAGUAGAUCUUGGAAUGUUCCAGUUCAAGGAAAUCAUAUGCAUGUAUUUGUCAUUAAACUGAAGAAUGUUAAGAAAUCCAUUAUUACUUGGAAAAAAGAAAAGUUUAGAAAUGUUCCCUUCCAGGUUGAGCAGGCAAAAUCUGAGAUGAAGUCUAUCCAACAACUUGUCCAACAACAUCCUCUAUGUGUUGAUUCUGCUUGCAGAGAAAAGGAGGAUGUCAAGAAUUUUGUUAAAGUUGCUACAUAUGGCGAAUCCAUUGCUAAACAAAAAUCCAGAGUUCAAUGGAUGGAUUUGGGAGAUUCAAACACCCAUUUCUUUCAUAUAUCCAUUAAAGAGAUAUCCUCAAGGAAUAACAUUCUAACUAUUAUGUCUAGAGAUAAUACUCUCCUCCAAGAAGAUAAGGAUAUUGCUAAUGAAUGUGUAGAUUUCUUCUCUUACUUAUUUGACGACUCCUAUAGUUCCUUCAGUGAAGAUGCUUCUGGUUUCAAGGAUGUAAAAUUUGAAAGUAUUUUAACUGAUGUUGAUAGAGAGUUGCUUGAGAAGCCUAUCACUAGAGAUGAUGUGACUGCUGCACUUUCUUCUAUAGGCUCUAACAAAGCCCGGGGUCCAGAUGGAUUCUCUAGUUGGUUUUUCAAAGCUUGCUGGAGUAUAGUGGGUGAUGACUUCACAGUUGUUGUUCUUAAUUUCUUCAAGAAAGGUAAAAUGCUCAAAGAAAUUAACAGUACCUUUCUUACCCUUGUAGCUAAGAAAGUUAAUCUUAAUUCCAUCUUGGAUUUCAGACCCACAGCUUGA
Papaver somniferum (opium poppy) is the source of this 2016-nucleotide messenger RNA. RefSeq lists its product as uncharacterized. NCBI's taxonomy places the organism in Eukaryota, Viridiplantae, Streptophyta, Magnoliopsida, Ranunculales, Papaveraceae. The transcript has 3 exons. The record is from RefSeq and is a predicted model, not a curated record. Bases 1 to 2016 code for a protein of 671 amino acids.